Messenger RNA from Trichoderma harzianum CBS 226.95, 558 nucleotides. RefSeq lists its product as hypothetical. NCBI's taxonomy places the organism in Eukaryota, Fungi, Ascomycota, Sordariomycetes, Hypocreales, Hypocreaceae. The coding region runs from base 1 to 558 and encodes 185 amino acids. The transcript has a single exon. The record is from RefSeq and is a predicted model, not a curated record.
AUGCCACCGCCGCCUCUCCCUUCAUCCCGUCCCAACGGCCGCAUUCCUUCUCUCAACCAGUUCCCGGCUCCCAACUCGGCGCAGCGUGCCCGCGGCCCGGCUCCCAAUCGAGGCCCUUCAGCAUCCUCCUCCGGCCUCGCCCCUCCUCCGACGCUCUCCGCCAAACCCUCCAAGCCCAGCCGCCAAGUCGUCCUAACGCCCGGCCACUCUCCGCUGGACUGGGCCAGGAUAUCUGGUCCCAGCGCCGACCUGCGCGGCGUGGAGUCUUCGACUCCCUAUUUGCGCGUGACGCCGUCGAUGCUCAAGGUGCAGACAGGGCGCAAGGGCAAGGAUGCGUGGAUGGCUAUCAACGGGAAAGUGUACAACGUCACGCCGUAUGCCAAAUUUCAUCCUGGAGGCGUGCCAGAGCUGAUGAGGGGUGCGGGACGGGAUGGCAGCAAGUUGUUUGGGGAGAUUCAUCCAUGGGUCAACUAUGAGACUAUGCUGGCAGCGUGUCUUGUGGGACUGCUGGUUGAUGAGACGGACGGCAAGGAGGGUGAAAUGGACAAGAUGGAUUAG